This is a messenger RNA of Mus caroli (Ryukyu mouse), 3188 nucleotides long. It is a transcript of the gene Clk3, whose product is annotated as CDC like kinase 3. Gene Ontology annotation, cellular component: nucleus. Gene Ontology annotation, biological process: peptidyl-tyrosine phosphorylation; regulation of RNA splicing. Lineage: Eukaryota; Metazoa; Chordata; Mammalia; Rodentia; Muridae. The record is from RefSeq and is a predicted model, not a curated record. Gene Ontology annotation, molecular function: protein tyrosine kinase activity; protein serine/threonine kinase activity; ATP binding.
GCGGCCUUCCAGCUUCCCUCCUCCGUGCCCUUGAAAAGGAGGAGCGUUUUUGCCCGGUGGCAGCCGCAGAUUGCGAGGUGGCAGGUUUGAGGUUGCAGUGGUGGGGCACUGCCAGCCAAAAAUAACCAUGGGUCGCUUGGGUGGCAGGAAUCCGGGAGGGUAGCCGCUGACCUGGCUGGCUGCUCUUCUUGUUAGCCCGGUUCUCUAGCCAGGAACAGCAAAUGAGAAGCCAGAGAGGCCUGUGCUCAUAGAAAACCUGGCAUCCAGUAACUUGGUCUCAUUGGUCACAUUGUCUUUUUCAUUGUUCAGAGCAGAGCCUCCCAAAGCAUAAUUGUGGCCCUUAAGUUUUAAAAAGCUUCUUUGCCGAGGACUCAUGGAAUCGGAGAAUUUGUGAGAAAUAGGCUCAAACGACCUGGCUGGGAGGAGGACGUGGGCCACCUGGUAGCUCCCAUUUUUCACCUGCCUGGGAUGCGUUGCAAGGGAGAUUAUCUCCAUUACUGCCUAUGUGUGGUACUUCAUGGCCAAAAUAUUGGGCCAUCUUUGCCAGUCUGAGAGGCGUUAUCUUCAUUUUUCAGGCAUGACAAUUUAGGUCUAGAGUGACUUGUAUAAGGCCACAGGGCCAGUAAGUGGCAGCACUGGGAUCGAGUUCAAGGUUUCCUGCCAAAACUUUCUACCCGGUCCCUUGGAAGGAAUUAUAAAUUAAGGCAUUCAUCAUAGCCCUGAGUGUUAGCCGGAACCUUCUCAGUGCUAAUGAAAGGCUGUCUUUAGUACUUCUUGUGGCCCAAACCUGUGCGAGGCUUUUGACUUUAUAGGGCAGACAUUUAAUUCUUAUGGAGCCUGUAAGAGAUUAUUGUUCCCUUGUUUCAAGAGGAGGUUGAAGCUUAAAGUGGUUUAAUAACUUGCCUAAAGGCAACAGUGAAGUGGUAUUGCUGUGGAGCAGGUUGGCAUUCGACUCUGAGGCUGUGACUUUCCACUCAAGUAGACAUAUGUGGUCAUAGAAAUCCACUUAGGUCCCAGAAGGAAAAUUUUGGUCUGCUGUAGAUUAGACCGCAUUACAACAUCCUCCACAUAGGAUGCUUAGGGUGCUCUGUCUGCCUGGUGAGGAUAGGCAGGACCACUUUGCCUUUUGGGAAAUGUAUGCCUGGCCAGUAGGUUGUCUUUUGGGUCAGUUGGUGAGACAUGGGCUUCUGCUUUCAGGCCACAGCCUGAGCACCUGCCAUAAGGUCAUGGGGUGGGGGACAUUCAGAUAAGUGUGAAAACAACAGUGCCUUUCUUAGGGCUCCCAGAGGUUUCCAUAAAUUGUCUCCCCAUCCUACUCAUACACAAGUACCUAUUUCAUCUUUGGACUGUGCUGGUGAGAUGGAGCAGCCUUGAUGGAUUUGUUUAAAAGAUGCAUCACUGUAAGCGAUACCGUUCCCCAGAGCCAGACCCAUACCUGAGCUACCGCUGGAAGAGGAGGCGGUCUUACAGUCGGGAGCAUGAAGGUCGACUACGAUACCCAUCCCGAAGGGAGCCUCCCCCACGGAGAUCACGGUCCAGAAGCCAUGAUCGUAUACCCUACCAGCGGAGGUACCGGGAACACCGUGACAGCGAUACGUAUCGGUGUGAGGAGCGGAGCCCAUCCUUUGGAGAGGACUGCUAUGGGUCUUCACGUUCUCGACAUCGGAGACGGUCACGAGAGAGGGUGCCGUACCGUACCCGCAAGCAUGCCCACCACUGUCAUAAACGCCGUACCAGGUCUUGUAGCAGCGCUUCCUCGAGAAGCCAACAGAGCAGUAAGCGCAGCAGCCGGAGUGUGGAAGAUGACAAGGAGGGCCACCUGGUGUGCCGGAUCGGCGAUUGGCUCCAAGAGCGAUAUGAGAUCGUGGGGAACCUGGGUGAAGGCACCUUUGGCAAGGUGGUGGAGUGCUUGGACCAUGCCAGAGGGAAGUCACAGGUUGCCCUGAAGAUCAUCCGUAAUGUGGGCAAGUACCGGGAGGCUGCUCGUCUAGAAAUUAAUGUUCUCAAGAAAAUCAAGGAGAAAGACAAGGAAAAUAAAUUCCUUUGUGUCCUGAUGUCUGACUGGUUCAACUUCCAUGGUCAUAUGUGCAUCGCCUUUGAGCUCCUGGGCAAGAACACCUUUGAGUUUCUGAAGGAGAACAACUUCCAGCCUUAUCCCCUACCACAUGUCCGGCACAUGGCCUACCAGCUCUGUCAUGCCCUUAGAUUUCUACACGAGAACCAGCUGACCCACACAGACUUGAAGCCAGAGAACAUCUUGUUUGUGAAUUCUGAGUUUGAAACCCUCUACAAUGAGCACAAGAGCUGCGAGGAGAAGUCAGUGAAGAACACCAGCAUCCGAGUGGCAGACUUUGGCAGUGCCACGUUUGACCAUGAACAUCACACCACCAUUGUGGCCACCCGUCACUACCGCCCACCUGAGGUGAUCCUUGAGCUGGGCUGGGCACAGCCCUGUGAUGUCUGGAGUAUUGGCUGCAUUCUCUUCGAGUACUACCGUGGCUUUACACUCUUCCAGACUCAUGAAAAUAGAGAACACUUGGUUAUGAUGGAGAAGAUUCUAGGACCCAUCCCAUCACACAUGAUCCACCGUACCAGGAAGCAGAAAUAUUUCUACAAAGGGGGCCUGGUUUGGGAUGAGAACAGCUCUGAUGGGCGGUAUGUGAAGGAGAACUGCAAACCUCUGAAGAGUUACAUGCUGCAGGACUCCCUGGAGCACGUGCAGCUGUUUGACCUGAUGAGGAGGAUGUUAGAGUUUGACCCUGCUCAGCGCAUCACAUUGGCAGAAGCCUUGCUGCACCCCUUCUUUGCUGGCCUGACCCCUGAGGAGCGUUCCUUCCACAGCAGCCGUAACCCCAGCAGAUGACAGGUGCAGGCCAGCACACGAAGAGUUGGAGAGCUGGACUGGGCUGCUGGCCCCUUUUCUCCAGCCUCUCCCACUGGCCUCAGAGCCAGAGCCACCGAUGAACAGUGCAAUGUGAAGGAAGGCAGGAGCCUGCAAGGGAAGGGGGGAAUGUGGUGCCCAGCUGCCAGAAAGCACAGAUUGGACCCAAGCUAUUUAUAUGUUGUAAAGUUAUAAUAAAGUGUUUCUUACUGUUUGUAACCCCCUGGUACCAGUGUGUCCAUCUCCAGGCUCCUUGCCCUCUCCCUACGCUGACUGACUUAUUAAUAAAGUCUUUCUUAGCAGCUCA